AUGAAAUCUCUAAAAAUUAACAAUCAAUUUAUCGUAUCUCGUAAAUUAGCAGCUGGCAGUUUUGGAUUUGUCAUGUUAGCCUUUGAUUAGAAGUCUGGAUAACACGUUGCUAUUAAAUUUGAAAAGCCUGAGAAUCAGCAUCAUCAUUCUUUAGAAAAAGAAAUAGACAUCAUAAGAAGAUUAGAAGGAGUUCAAGGAGUACCCUAACUAAUUUAUGCUGGACAAGAAGAUGACUUCAAUGUCCUUGUUUUAUAACUAUUAUCAAAAGAUUUAUCAACUUUGAUAAAAAAAUAUAAACAAUUUAGUUUAAAAACUACAUUACAAAUAGCUAUUAAAUUAGUGCAGGUCUUUUAAGACAUACAUUAGAAAGGAGUCCUACAUAGAGAUCUCAAACCUGAAAAUAUUAUGAUAGAUGAAAAUAACAAGUUCUAUUUAAUUGAUUUUGGAAUUAGUAAAAUUUAUCUCAAAAAAAAUGGAUCAAUUUAGUAUAAAAUUGUUAUAUUUAGACCUUUCAAAGAUCGACAACCAUUUAUUGGCACCUCUCGAUAUGCUUCAAUAGCAGCCCAUAAAGGUAAUGAAUUAGGAAGAAAAGAUGACCUGGAGUCCAUGUUCUAUGUGUUGCUCUUCUUUAUUUAUGGUAAAUUGCCUUGGCAGAAUAUCAAACAACUCCAUAGUGAUUUAAAAAUUGAAUAGGUUGGCGAAAUGAAGCUUUUGAGAACUAAUGAACUUUUAAAUGAGCUCCCAGUUGAAUUUAAAAAAAUUUAUGAUUACUUAAGAAAAUUGACUUAUGCAACUGAACCAGACUAUACGUCAAUUAUAAAACUAUUUUAAUAGGCGGCUAAAAAUUCAAAAAUUACAUUAGAUACCUUUUAUGAUUGGGACAUGUAAAACACAACCUAGACUGGAAAUUUUUCUCAUUUUGGAACCAUAUAAUUUGAGGAUAACUUAUAAUCUGAUAAGUAAUCUUCUAAGUAAAUUAUGCAUCUAAAUACUCAAUCUGCCAGUCCCGUAAAACGGAGAACUGCUGGUCCUUCAUUGAUGAAACAACAUUAACCUUUUCUAUAGAUCAUCAAAGAUCAAAAGAGCAGAGGGAGUAGUCAUAGUCCUUUAAGUAAAAUUGAGGGGCUGAACCAAAUUUCAAUAGAUGAGAUAAGUGAAGAUUCAGAAUAUGUUAUACCUAAUGAAUGUGAACAUAAUCGUAAUAUUCGAGUUAGAACUAUGCCCGAUGAAUUAAAAAAACCUAAAUUAAAACCUUUUUAAAACCAAACAUUAUGUUUCGAUGAUGAAUGGUUAAUAGAAUCUGAUAAAAAUUUAGUAGAUAAUUAUAAGAAUUUAGAAUCUAUUAGUUAUUAAAUUACUACUAUAUUUCAAAAUAAAUUAAAAUGA
Paramecium tetraurelia is the source of this 1386-nucleotide messenger RNA. RefSeq lists its product as uncharacterized. Gene Ontology annotation, molecular function: protein serine/threonine kinase activity; ATP binding. NCBI's taxonomy places the organism in Eukaryota, Ciliophora, Oligohymenophorea, Peniculida, Parameciidae. Gene Ontology annotation, biological process: signal transduction; peptidyl-serine phosphorylation; endocytosis. The transcript has 4 exons. Gene Ontology annotation, cellular component: nucleus; cytoplasm. The record is from RefSeq and is a predicted model, not a curated record.